AUGUUUGAUGUGUUGUCCUCAGGAGUGCACAGAGAUUCGCAAACUGUUUGUACCAAACACGGCUUGCUCGCGCCACCGACUCUUCGUCCACGCUCCGGAUCAACUUCUCUCCUACACGAUCUAGCCAAGACAAACUUUGAAGGACUGACAGCACCGGUGCCUGGUUUCCUAUCUGUCGUCAGACCUCAGCCUUCGUCGAGCAAGCCAACGGAAUUUUCUCUGCCUAUAGACAGUCAGACCGAUCUCCAGAAACCCUCCUCUUCUGCUGUUUCUCCCUGUGGUUCGGAAGUCGUCGAAGAGCACGAAUGUGAUACCAAAGGCCUAAAACAGUUGGAGGUUCCCUGUGACGACAGCAUUUCGCGUAAGCUGUCUUUGACGUAUGCCCGACGCACCAGCAUCGCCGUACCUCAGUCACACAAUUAUUCCACGGCCGAACUGGGAGCCGGUAUUUCUGAGCUAGUCGGUAUGAUGGGGCUACAGUUUAGCAAGUCUACCCACAAUUCGCCGCGUAAAAGAAGCCUGCAACUCACACCCAUCGGCCCAGGAUCCAUUCCUAGACAGCUACCAGCACCACCAAAAUUUAGUCUUAGAGAGGCACCGGGUGGCCUACUGGCCUACCGCCUGUUCAUCGACGCAACCGGAAAAAAUAAUCUAACUGUUCGUGUUCACUUAUUUGCUGCCGAACAUGUGAUCACACAGCGGCCGUGGAAGAAUGCCAAUUAUGCUGUCAGAACGGAGCUGAUCGGAUUCCGAUCACACUUUGUGCAGACGAGCGGUUACGUGACGGCUAGUUGUGGGUCACCCCGAUUUUUCCAGGCCAAUCCUUCUAUCCUAGACUUUGUCCUUGAUUGUGAGGGAAAAGCAUUUUCUGAGUCCAACGAGGAGAUGAAGCUGCUUUUGUCGGUUUUGGAAUUUAUCGGCAGGAGACCUUCUGAAAAGUCGUCGGUCGUAGCAAAACGAGAGCAUACAUUCAGGCACGAGACGUUAAAAGGCAAGUCGACGUUUUCAACAGAGCCGCGCUGGGAACACUGCAUCCCACAACAGGAGGUUAUUCAGAUGACAGCCGACGUUUUAACUUCUCUGUCAUUUAAAGACGCAGAUGGAACUCUUCGAGUUGAGUUGCAAGAAAUUCGAAAUUUGGCUUACAGUCUAGUCUAUCCGGAACAGAGCAAACAAACAAUCCUCGCGGAUCUUAUUCCAGUGAAAUUGCGUCUGCGUGCCUCUUUCGUCUCCAAUGGCAAGAGUAUUCGUGUGCGCAAGGGUUUUUGUUUGCAUCUGCCAUCGGGUCUUUUUGAUCAUGCCAGCGUUAAUGACGGAGGUGCUUCUGAGGAUGCCUGCGCCAGCAAGUCCCUGGUUCUCAAGGAGCUCGUAAAUGUUAACAGCGAACGUAUGUUCACCUUCGGAGUGCCGUUCCAGCGACCAUCUCUAUUCGGCGAGGAGGAUAUGAGCCACAGCGGUUUUGCCCCCGUCUCCUGGCGUAUCAUGCUGUACUUUGUGUUAAUUCUGGAGAACACGAAUCGUCAGGAAGCCCGGCACGUUCGCGCCAUCGGUCAGUGCUGUCUUGGUAGCAGUGAUGAGCCCCAGAUCUCGUCAUCAGAUUCAUCCAGUCUACCUGCAUCCCUGCCGCUUUUCAAUUUGGCUAUCAAUAGUGCACAAAAUUAUGUCUCCCAGUGGGUUCAUAUUGAGUGA
Dibothriocephalus latus is the source of this 1689-nucleotide messenger RNA. Lineage: Eukaryota; Metazoa; Platyhelminthes; Cestoda; Diphyllobothriidea; Diphyllobothriidae. The record is from the annotation of a GenBank genome assembly.